Molecule: messenger RNA, 393 nt
Organism: Oldenlandia corymbosa var. corymbosa
Lineage: Eukaryota; Viridiplantae; Streptophyta; Magnoliopsida; Gentianales; Rubiaceae
Source: the annotation of a GenBank genome assembly
AUGGUUUUUAAGAAGAAGUUAGUUUGCUACAUUAGUAGCAUCUUUGGUCCAAUUGGAGGGUGGCAAAGAGCCAAAGCUUCUGGUGAUUCAGAUAAUGUGAUUGAUAAGGCAUCAAGAUUGGAAGAUGAUGAAGAGGAAUUAAUGGAGGAGAAGGAGUUGUGUUGUGUUUGUUUGUCAAGGCUGAACAAAGGAGAUGAGGAGAAACGAUCACUACCGUGUGGCCACGAGUUUCAUGGAGAAUGUAUAGAGUCAUGGUUGAGCAACACUCGUCGGAAAACGUGUCCGGUGUGCCGGUUCUUGGUGGAAGAUGGUGAAGAGGAGAGCAUCCAAAGAGAGUUCUUGACGGAUGAAAUGAUGGUAUGGUUUUCUUCAUUUCACGUCGCUGGCUUCUGA